Messenger RNA from Odocoileus virginianus texanus, 557 nucleotides. The record is from RefSeq and is a predicted model, not a curated record. Lineage: Eukaryota; Metazoa; Chordata; Mammalia; Artiodactyla; Cervidae.
CGUGUUUGUUGUGCGCGUGCGUCGCUCCUCGGUCCCGAGCCCGCCAUUGGCGUUUUCCAGUCUGCGGCGUCCGACUGGCCGAGGUUCGGGGCCGAAAGCGGGGCGCGCAUAGCGGCCCCUCUCCAGGCAGCUUGGAGAGCUCCGUUAUGGCGGAGGCGGAGAGAGCGAGCGUGGCUACAGUUCCUGGUUCUGGUGCCGAGGGCAGCGGUCAGUCGCCUGCAGUCGAAGGAGAGGGAGUUGGGGCGGGGGGCAAAGAGAAGGACGCGGACGCGAAGGAAAAGGAGGCCGGCGGGGACAGCGAGGAGGACGGCGAGAAUGUGUUCGAGGUGGAGAAGAUCCUGGACAUGAAGACUGAAGGGGGUAAGGUCCUUUAUAAGGUUCGUUGGAAAGGAUACACAGCAGAUGAUGAUACCUGGGAGCCUGAGAUUCACCUUGAGGACUGUAAGGAAGUUCUUCUUGAAUUUAGGAAGAAAAUUGCAGAUAACAAAGCUAAAUCAGUGAAGAAAGAUAUCCAGAUCCAGGUGUGUAAGACCGGCCAGGUUAGUCUUGAAAGGUAA